CCAUGGGGCAUCAUCACCUAAUCUGAGCUGGUUAUUUCUCCCAGCCGUUUAAAUGCCAGUUUCGAUUUCUUCUCAUGAUGUGCUCUGCAUAUAUAUUAAAAGAACAAGGUGCCAUCUUUGCCAAUUAAGCUGCUCCAAAUUCUGUUCUGUUGCUUCUUGGUAAUUAUAUAAUUAUAAAAUAUAUUGUUCAACAGGCUGUCUGCAUUAUUAGAUGUGCUCAUGUACGAUUGUACAAAACAGCAGAAACAGCUUUUUUAGUCCAACUUUCCUGGAAGGGUGGGGGGGCAUGCUGGCUGGGGAAUUCUAGGAGUUGGAGUUCAUCCUUCUUCAAGAUGCCAAGUUUGAAAAAUAUUGGUUUGUCUGAGAAGGUGCACAUUUUAUUGAUUUGGUGCAGGAUACUCCGACCAAAAUUAAGAUCCGAAGCGGAAACCUUCGCUUCCAUGCAGCCCGCCGGUUCCCCCCCCCCCAAAUGGCUUACUACAGCUCCCAGCAUGGACGGGGCAAGCAAGGGAUCGCGCGCGCGCAAGGCCUUCUGGGACUCCGAGUCCUUCUCGUCUCGGCCGCCCUGCUUGCCGGGUUGGCUCUCGACGCGCCGGCGGCUCCCAAGCGGGAAGCGUGCGCAGUGCGCCUGCGCGCCAUCUCGGGUCUAAGGCUGGGGACGCGCUAGCCGAGCGCGCCUGCGCAGCGGCGACUCCGGAGGAUCUCUCGCGAGGAAGGACGCCAUUAUCGCAGCCGCCCGGCCAAACACCACGAGAAUUCGGCAAGGCAAACGAAUCAGAUUUGUAUGAACUGACGGAUCUCCUUCAGUUCAGCCCUACGCCCUGUUUCUGAAUGAUGACAGAACAGGAUUUAGCGGAUGUAGUUCAAAUAGCUGUGGAGGACUUGAACCCAGAUCAUCCAGUUGUCUUGGAAAACCAUGAAGUGACAGACGAAGACGUAGACCCCCCUUUGAAACGGCAGCGGAUAGAAAUCAAUUGUCAGGACCCGUCAAUUAAGUCCUUCCUGUAUUCCAUUAACCAGACCAUAUGCCUGCGACUGGAUAGCAUCGAAGCCAAGCUGCUGGCCCUGGAUGCAACCUGCAAGUCCCUGGAAGAGAAACUGGAUCUUGUCAUGAACAAGCAACAUAGCCCCAUUCAGGUGCCCAUGGUGGCAGGAUCCCCACUUGGGGCAACCCAGACAUGCAACAAAGUGAGAUGCAAAACUCCCGGACAGAGCCAGUACACCAUUGUGGUUAAAGUCCCAGAUGAUGAUAGCCACAACGAAGAAUGAGAGGUGGUUCUGAAGCCUAGCGAUUCGGUUUCAUCAAACAGCGGCCAGCUAGGAAAUCAAGAAUAUCGGAACAAUGUCACCCUUAUUACAUUGAAUUCUGAAGAGGAUUAUCCUAGCGGGACGUGGCUUGGGGACGAAAACAAUCCUGAGAUGCGUGUGCGCUGCCCCAUCACCCCAGCAGACAUGCUCCACAUCAGCACCAAUUGCCGGACGGCUGAGAAGAUGGCGCUGACGUUGCUUGAUUACCUAUUCCAUCGAGAAAUCCAGGCAAUCUCUAACCUUUCUGGGCAAGGGAAGCACGGGAAGAAACAACUCGAUCCUCUCAUGAUCUACGGCAUCCGUUGUCACCUUUUCUACAAGUUUGGCAUCACCGAGUCUGACUGGUACCGGAUUAAGCAGAGCAUAGACUCCAAGUGCCGGACAGCCUGGCGGCGGAAGCAGCGAGGCCAAAGCCUGGCCGUAAAAAGCUUUUCGCGACGGACACCCUCUUCUUCCUCGUACAGCGGCUCAGGUAAUUACUCCCCCCCCUUCCCAUCCAGGUGAAGCCAGCUUAGUGGCCCUCUUGUUGUAAGGCGUCUUUUUAUGUACAGGUGGUCCUCGACUUAAUAACCGUUCGUUUAGUGACCGUUCAGAGUUAAACGGCACCGAGAAAAGGGACUUAUGACCGCUUUUCACAGUUACGACCUUUGCAGCAACCCCAAAUCAUGUGAUCAGAA
Messenger RNA from Crotalus tigris (Tiger rattlesnake), 1985 nucleotides. RefSeq names its product protein BANP-like. The record is from RefSeq and is a predicted model, not a curated record. Gene Ontology annotation, molecular function: DNA binding. NCBI's taxonomy places the organism in Eukaryota, Metazoa, Chordata, Lepidosauria, Squamata, Viperidae. Gene Ontology annotation, biological process: protein localization to nucleus; negative regulation of protein catabolic process.